UAACUGCUGGGGGACGUAUUCAUCCGCGCGCACACAUACCGAUCGACAUCGCGCCGUUUUUAUCUGCCUCACCAGCUCCGGUUUCCCCACGUUCAGCCUUUCCCCCAGUCAACUGCCGCCAUGUUUUUUUGAGGCAGGAUGACAGCAGAGAGCGAGCGCAGACGAAGACGGAUAUAAUACUGAAAAACCGUCGAAUUGCAGCAUUUUUUCAACCAGGCGAGGGUCUAUUUUUAUUGCGGACUCGCGAGGAACUAAUUUAUCGGAUGGGAGGGGGUCCUCCCACAUAAAUAUAAAAUCCACAAAUUAUUAUUUUCUCCGUUUUGAAGUUUAUGCCAUGAAAAAGCAAGAAGUCAGAAGCCUGUCUGAAGAAGAACAACCUAUUCCUGCCUGCGCUUAACUACCUCUACCAGCGAACCUACAGGAAUAACCAGCCGAGUGAUCUCUGCAUGAACAACUGCUUUACCACAAGUCAUCUGCUGUCAAAACUUUGUUUCUUAAGCAAACUGAAGGAAGAAAAACAACUUUUAAUCUAAAGUGAAGAUCCGACAGAUAUUUCAAAGAUGACGGGCAACAUCCCAGUUGACAUGAUCAACUUGAGGCUCAUCUUGGUGAGUGGAAAAACAAAAGAGUUCCUGUUCUCGCCAAACGACUCUGCGGCCGACAUCGCCAAGCAUGUGUACGACAACUGGCCAAUGGACUGGGAAGAGGAGCAAGUGAGCAGUCCGAACAUCCUGCGCCUCAUCUACCAGGGCCGAUUCCUACACGGCAAUGUGACGCUAGGAGCUUUAAAACUGCCUCUCGGAAAAACCACAGUGAUGCAUUUAGUUGCCAGAGAGACGCUGCCCGAGCCAAAUUCCCAAGGUCAGAGGAACCGGGAAAAGACUGGAGAGAGCAACUGUUGUGUGAUCCUGUAAAUACAUCCCAUCAUCCCCCAGAACGAGUGUGUCCUAUCACCCUUCUCCCAUGCUGCUUAAACACAACUAAUCACACCCGACUCCCACGAGCACCUGACCAGAACAAGAGCUUCGCUUCUCCUGGAAAGGAAAAAAAAAUCACCCGAGACACGGAUAUGAAAACAUUUCGGCUUCGCACAGUCCGUAUUUAAGCCAAAAGAUGUCAAAAAAUCAGAUAAUAAAAUGCAUCCCUCCUUCACACACACACAUUUCCACCCUUUCUAACAUCUUCACAUGCAUCCAUGAACUCAUUCAAAAAAACCACACACACACACACACACACACACACACACACACACACACACACACACACACUCCUCCCCUUCUGCCAGUUUGCACACGGAGGAGGCCCUUUUUAUUGCACAUAGUAACAUGAAUGAUUCAGUGAGGAAACAGAGACUCGGUUGCCUCAGCCGAGGCCCUUGAUUCUUCCUCUCAGGAGGGAGACGUGUGAGGGGGGAAAUUAAUUUACACAGAGUCUGACGAACUUUUCACAUUUAUCGAUGCAAUGGCUUGGAUCCGGUGCGGAGGUGGAAAGGCAUGCCGUCACCUAUGUCUGAAAUAAGAGCACACGCUUCACCGACAAGAUUAAUCUCUGCUACAGUCACCCUCCCGGACUUGUUUUCGUCAAAUGCUAAUCGCCACAUGCAGUCUGAUUUCAGUGCAGGAGAACAAGUAUUUAUGUGCCUGAUGAACGUUUUAGAAAUGUUUCUUAUACAUUUCCAUGCGUUUUAAAUGCCCCGUUAAGGUCCUGGAGAUCCAGCGUCCUGCUCUAUCGAGUUCCUGUACGCCAGAAGUGUUUCAAGCACAGUCGGGACUUUGCAGGAAGGUAGAUCUCCAGAAGUUGGUUGGAUUGACUCGUGGGAAAGUCUAAAAUACACGUAACGAGUAACAGUAACAUUUGCGACUGUGUUUUGACAGUCAACCAGUGUUGCGACUUCCCUCUUAAGAUAGAGCUGAGCUGAUCUCUUUCAGGAAGGGUAAUAAGAUUUAUCCUUUUAUUUUCUAAGUGUAGUGGUGUAAAUUAAUGCUUGUGUUUGGAGCCAGAAGAUAACUAUGGAAUGAAGUUUGGCUUGGUUUCUAUUUCCCCUUCCUUGUUAGAUAUAAAAUUUGUUUGCACAACACAGAAACAUGAGCUGUUUCGUUUCUAAAUGUGUGUAAUUGUUUCUUUCCCCUCCUCCCCUUUUAAUAUUUUUCCAAAUGGGAAUUGUAUUCGAAGGUUACAUAUGUGUAGAGUGUAUUUAAUAUGAAUCUUAUAGAGAACAUAACUAUAGAUUGUUGAUAUAUAUAUUGGUGUCUAGUGUAUGACAGUCUAAAAACAGUUAGCACAUUAGCAUUUGGAGCAGUGAGACGCUGACAAUUUCAUGUACUUUAACAGCAGCAAAUCCCUCUCUUAAUAGCUGAAGAAAUUACUGUUUCUUCUCUCUCUCUCUCUCUCUCUCUCUCUCUCUCUCUCUUUUUUUAAAUCAAAUGUUCAUAAUUUGAGGUUUUAUUUUUGACUUCCUUUUUCUUUUUAUGUGGUCUUUGCUCUCUGCUUUUUAACACCGCACUAGGUCUGAAAAAUAUUGGUCCUUAUCAGGGUUCAAAUCUGUACAGAGCUGAAGUUUUUAAAAAGAUAAUUGUAAAUAAACUAAUGCUUCUCAUUCUCUAAACUACAAAUGGAAAUACAUAUAUAAACUGAAUAAAGAAUCCAGAACAUUGAA
This is a messenger RNA of Sinocyclocheilus anshuiensis, 2656 nucleotides long. Its product is annotated as ubiquitin-like protein 3. The transcript has 6 exons. The record is from RefSeq and is a predicted model, not a curated record. The coding region runs from base 561 to 914 and encodes 117 amino acids. Gene Ontology annotation, molecular function: protein binding. Lineage: Eukaryota; Metazoa; Chordata; Actinopteri; Cypriniformes; Cyprinidae.